GGGCGAUGAGGAGCUGCUUCUGCCUGCGCCGAGGGAGCCGCGAGCCGCCGCCCGCCGCGCGGGCAACAGUUAAGUGUCCCCGGCCCCGCCGCCGCCCUCGGCCGGCCCAGCUCCGCCGCGCUCUGGGAGGGAGGGGGAAGGAAGGAAGGAGGGCCGGGCCUACGAGAGCUCGCGGCUCUGCGCGGGGCCGAGCCGGGCCGCGGGGGAGCGGAGCCGCCCGUGGCCCUCGGGGAGGCGCGGCCCGGGGCGGGAGCGUCCCUACAGCCGCGGCGCCCCCCGCGCGGAGCCGGGCCCGCAGGACGCCGCCGUGCUGCUCGGCGCCGGGCGCGGCCUGCACCGAGGCUCGGCCCGAGCCGGGCUGCUGCUGCGCGGAGCGGGGCUGCGGGCGCGGGUGGGACGCCGUCCUCCGGCCCCGGCGUCCUGGGGAGUUCGCUGCGAAUUUUGUUCUCGGCUGGUUAGAGAGAAUUGACACAGCACUGUGCUAAUUGCGGUCUUUUGCUGCAAGCGUUUAUGGCGUGGAUUUGCUUGACUGUCGUUGUUUUUUUUCACCUGUUCGCAGAGGUUUCUGUGCAGCUGGAAGCGAUAAGCAUGUGGUUCUCUUUGCCAUCCCAGCCGGGACAGGGUGCUGAGCUGCCCGCGCUCUGUUUGCUCCCCUCCCACAUUCCCAGCACUCUGCGUCUCUCUGUGAUGCCCAGGAAGGGUCACAGGGACCCUCCGAGCUUCACCCCCUCCCAUGUGUCCUCAGAGCCAGGACAGUCACAGCUGGGCUGUGAUAGCGUUGGGUCCUAGGAGGCCUUCACUGCAUGGGCCGACAGCCGUGUGCCUCCAUCCUGUGUUUAACUGGCAUUGCUGUGCCCGGCUUUGUGGUUCAGUGUUGUUCCUGCAGCUCCUGGCUGAGGUGGCCUUACCCGUGAGAUGUUCUGGGGUGAAGCCUCGGUUUGAGCUCUUGAAGGCGUGAAGAUAAAUACAAAAUGUUCCGGUUUGUGACAUCUGUUUCUCUAAGUGAGUCCCAGGCUUCAGGCCUUGCAGCCCCCAGGUGCGGAGAUGGAAAUAAAUGCCCUGAGUGCCACUGAAACCCUGGCGAAGGUCAUCUGUGUGUGGAAAUCUAUUUUGGUUUGAAAUAGGAUACCUCACAAAUGGGUGUCUCCAGUUAGAACUGCUGCGCAGCAAUAUGAGAUCUCAGUUUUGCUCACUCCUGGACUCGUGUUCUGUUCCAUUCAGGUCCAUCACAGCGUAUGGGGCUUUAGCAGCUGGUGCAGGGAUGGCUGUGUGGGAGCAUGGCUGCGUGGGUGACUCCUGGCGAACCUUUUUUUGGGUGAAAGAUGACCCUGUAUCUGUCUGCUUGUGAACAAGGUGUGUCUGGGGCCCUGGCCAUGUGUUCCACCACUGGCUCCUAGUUUUUUUGACCCAAACAUCAAUAGUCUGCAAGCAGCCAUGCUGUGCCUUGUGAUCAGAGUGAUGGAGCAGAACCCACCUGUGUGGACGAGUUUCCAGCAGCACCUGCUCUGGUUUGGUGGGACUAACUCCUGCACAGUACAGGAACAUACUGAGGUAGCCAGUGUUUUUUUUUUCCAGUUUUGCCUUAGCUCGUGCUUUUGAUGACAGCGAGCUGAGUUGUGUGGUUAACACAAUGGAGGGGAGGGAUGCCAUCCAGAGGGACCUGGACACACUCACAAAGUGGGCAUACAAGAAGGAUAAGGGGGAAUGGCCUUGAACUAAAAUAAGAUAGGUUUAGGUUAGAUGCUAGGAAGAAAUGUUUUUACUCGGUGAGGUUUUGGGACAGUUUGUUCGGAAAGGUUAUAGAUGCCGCACCUCUGGGGCAUUUGAGACCAAGGUGGAUGGGAUCCUGUGCAGUCUGAUCUUGUGGUUGGCAACCCUGCCCAUGGUGGGAGAGUUGGAACUAGAUGAUCUUUAAGGUCUCCUGCAACCUAUGUCAUUCUGUGAUCUUCUUCUCUGUAGGACGAGCAGGUUGGUGCCAAAGCACAGGGCUUACAGUUGCUGAAAGAACCAAUGAGCCUCUCCUUUCUCCCGGCCCCCACUAUUUAACCUCAGAACCUGGCCUACCUCACUGCAGCACGAGGCUUCUACAGCACAUACGUCAGGCACUGGCCACUCAUCUGCCGCCCACUCUUGGUCUUGCUUCUUGAAAAAGAGCACUGGAAAGGAGAGCGCUCUGUGAGCUCAGCGUAAUGUGUGGAUUUCUGGAGCUGCACUUUUGUGUGUGUGUCCCAGCCGUGAUGUGGCAGUGCGGGCGGUUGGUCACCAGGGCAUAGUGCUCCACUCCAAGUAGACAGUGAGGCCAGCAGUAAAGUAUGAAUUGUCAGAGAUGAGCAAGCAAGGAAACAGUUGAGAGAGAGCACGAAGUGGGUGUAAAGGGAUAGCUCAGGAGCUGCGGCACAGUGAGGCCUGGCUCCGAGCACAGGCUGUGCUGAGGGCUUCUUGUAUUACAUGGUGCUGUGCCUGCAGGUUGUGGCCUCCAACCUGUGACUGUGCGGCUGGGCAGAAAGCCGCCACUGAUGCAUGCUGCAGUCUUUGUUCUGCGGCUGGAGCGGAGCAUCCUUGCACACAGACUGCAGGGAACUGGGGUGACUGCCCCAUGUGGAGCCUGCCUGAUAUGGGCUGCCUGUGGAGCCAUGGUGGCAGGGUUGAAGCUUUGCUGCUGAGGGACUGGGGUUGGUUUUGCUGCUUUUCAGGAAGGUCAGCUUCCAGUGUUCCUGAGGCUGCUCCGGAGUGCGAGUCUCUCUGUGCCCUGGAUCGGUACUGCACUGAGUGAGUGGGGCCUGAGCUGGGCCUCUUCCUGCCCAGCACUGCAUCCUGCUUCCCCACACUGGGAGCGGGAAGUGCCCUGCUGCUGGGAACAGCCUCCAGGGAAUGUGCUUCUAGCAGUGCGAAAAAUGCUGUGAUUGUUUGGGGCUGUUCCCAGAUUCACCUUGCUGGGGUUGCUGGGGCUUUGGGGAGCACGGGGCCAUCCUCGGUCAUCGGCCGAGUCCUCAGGCACUGCCACACUGCAGGCAGGUCAGUGCUGUGGUGUUUGAAGAGAACUUCCCUAAAACAACAAGCUAUCUAAUGGGUGUAUUUAUAGAAUCUUGUUCCUUAAUUUAAUCUGCUCUUUCACUGUUUGUUUUUUAUUUUUAAGAUCAAAGGUGUGAUAGCAAAGAAACUAAACUUCGCAGGCGCCCGAGGGGGAGUUGAAAUGUAACUCAUGGUCUGCAUCAGCCCGAAGCUCUGCUGACCUGUUCCAAGUUCAGAAAACAUUUACUGAGCACGCAGGCCGGUUCUUGCUGCUCUGCACCAGCUCCAGCUGCAUCCCAGUGCCCUGCGGCACCGUGUUGGUUCAGACUGGGCACUGUGAAGUGUAAACCCUGGUCCUGCUGGCACCAGCACUCACCUCUGCCUUUUUAGAAGCAGAUCAGUCCACAAUGCCUGAGGUGCGAGAUCUCUCUGACGCCUUGCCUGAUGUGCCAAUGGAUCCCAUCACAGGGGUUGGCGUGGUUGCAUCCCGGAGCCGCGCACCGACAGGCUAUGAUGUAGUUGCACAAACAGCAGAUGGCCUGGAUGCUGACCUCUGGAAGGAUGGCCUAUUUAAAUCCAAGGUCACACGAUACCUGUGCUUCACAAGAUCAUUUUCAAAAGAAAAUAGUCACUUAGGAAAUGUCUUGGUUGACAUGAAGCUCAUUGACAUCAAGGACACUUUACCUCUGGGCUUCAUCCCCAUUCAAGAGACUGUUGACACACAAGAAACAGCUUUCAGAAAGAAGAGGCUGUGCAUUAAAUUUAUCCCUCGAGAUUCUACAGAGGCAGCCAUCUGUGAUAUCCGAAUCCUGGGGAGAUCUAAGCAAGCCCCUCCUCAGUACACGUUCAUAGGGGAGUUGAACAACAUGGGUAUUUGGUACCGGAUGGGCAGAGUUCCCCGCAACCAUGAAUCUUCACAGCCUGCUGCUCCUUCCCAAGCUCCAUCUCCAACACCAGCUCCCAGCCUGCCAAGGCAUAUCUCGCUGACACUUCCUGCUAGCUUUCGAGGCAAAAGUCACAGCAGCCGCCUGGAUUUGGAGCACCAGCACUCAAACCUGUAUGCCAUAUCAGCAAUGGAUGGAGUGCCUUUCAUGAUCUCAGAGAAGUUUGCCUGUGCUCCUGAAGGGAUGCAGCCAAUUGAUCUCUUGGGCAUCACAAUCAAAACCCUUGCAGAAAUUGAAAAGGAGUAUGACUACAGCUUCAGGACGGAGCAGAGCGCGGCAGCCCGCCUGCCGCCCAGCCCCACGCGCUGCCCGCCGGUCCCACCGUCCUGAGGGCCACCGGCGCCGGAGCGGCCGUGUGCGCGUACUACUGAGCGGGACGCGGUGCCAGGCCCAGCUGCUCCGGCCUCACCCCGCCCCGCACCGCCUCCGUACGCCCCGCUCCGCGCGUCAGACCUCGUUACCCUUCGGCAGCUGCUGCAGAUGCGUCUCCACGUGAGUAUGUUGCUCGGAGACUGACUGGCAGCCUCCCGGUUGCUCCCGUUCCCAUAUCCCCUGCUGUAGGACGGUCACAAAGCAGCCAACUGUAGCGAAGCGCUGUGCACAGCCAGCUGUGAGCUCGCAGGCCAUCAGGAAUGCUCGGCAGUGAGCCCUGAGAAAGAAAAAGACUCAGCCGUCAGCUGGGGGCCCCAGGCUGCACACCCAGGCCCAGCCCGCACAUACCACCCCUCCUGUGGUGCUUGGUGGUGGCACUGCCGAGAUCUGAGCAGACGGCAGCUCCGCCACGAUCAGCCCAGGCUGAGAUCUUCGCUUUUGCCAUGGGUGUGUGGGGCUGGGGCCUCUCUCUCUCAGGCCUCCGUUAGGCCUCUCCCCAGCAGCUGGCCAGCGGAGGUCCCCCAGAGCACAGGCAGAGCUGGGGUUCCUCUGCUAUGCACGGGGACCUCGAGUGACAAACAUCCUGGCUGCCCUGGGCUGGAUGCUGGCUGUGAGCCGGCCAGCUGCUGCAUGCUGUGCUGAGCCAUGCCCUGCUGACAGGUGGAUGCUGCUGCCCGCCUGCAGCAUGGAGCAGGUCUCUCAUUUUUGCCUCAUAGCUGCUAAAACAAGAGGCGUGCCCAUUCCCUUUGGCACUCCAGAGGGAAGCACUGAACUCUGGCGUAGCGCAGGAUGAGGGCUGAUGCGUAAAGCCCUGACCUCAGCCUCCUUGUGAGCUCGCUCCAGAGUUGAAUGCAUGUCUUGGAAAAGUCUGUUGCUGUAAUAAGUUAUUGAGAAAUGCCUAUCUGACUCUGUGCUGCUUUUUUGGGUUUCUGCUGUGGAACAAAGCUACAUCAUGGCAGCAAAAUGACAAUUUUUAAGUAAGUGUUAAAAUGUACUACUUUUUGUAUUGUAAAAUAAUGAUUACCUAACCCCAUUGAAAUGCAAUUGCCAUAGUAACAAAUAACAGUAUUGCCGCUCUCUGUCUGGGUCACGUGUAUGCCCUGACCUGCUUUGCACUGCUUUUGAUGGAUCUUGUAUUUUCUAGUUGGACGCAAUGGUGACUAACGGUAGGUUUUGUACUGUCAGCUUGUAUUUUUUAUUUGUACAUAUGUAAAGUAUUUCUUGUCCAAAGACUCAUUUCUGGUUUUAAGGCACCAUAUCGUAUUGCUGGGAUAAUGAGCACAAAAUACCUUAACGUUCAGGAUAGUCCGAUUCCAGUUCUUUGCUUCAACUUCUUCCAAUCAGGUAAUCAUUUUCUAAAACUGCCUCUGUGAAGCAAGGCUGUGUGAUUCGAAAGCACAGGCAGAUUCAGUUGCAGGUGUGUCAUAAUUUGGUCAAAAGAAUUAAAGCUAUUUCAUUUGCAUCAGCUCUGGAGGUUUGAGUGACCCCCUGGAAGUGCUCAUUUACUUGAAGGUUGCAGCACCAUUUGUAGUUCUUAUUUAUCCUGCAGGAAAGCAAAGCCAGACCUCACUGCCAAGCUUCACAAAGGCUAGAUUGAUGAUGCCGACAUCGACAAAUGAACACACCAUGGCAGCCUGGUCAUUUGGCUCAGGUUCACUUGAAGUUCAAAUCCACUCUAUGCUGUAGUUGUAUGCCCAUAUCAUCCAUCUUUUGUCGUUCUGUAUUUCUGCUUGUAAUUUGUCCUGUAGUUUUCUGUGGCAUCCAUUCAUAGCUUCUCCUGUAGUACAGUGGAUGCUGCAGGUAGAUGGAAGCCGGCUGCGGCGGUGCGUUCCUCAUCGCUUUGGGACAGCGGAGCUUCAGAUAGCCAGCGUUCCCCAUUGCUGAUGGCAGGGGAGCGAGGGCUGCAGAGACAGUGCCAAGCUUGAGGGUCAGCUUUUGCUACUAAGAGAUGGGGGCAAAUCUGGAGGAGCACCUCACCCCACCGCCUCUCCAUGUGUUGAGGACAGCGCUGGCCACACAGUGGUGAGGAGCAGCUUUGGGCACUGCCAGGCUCUGAUCCGGGGGAGCUCUCCCUGGGGAUGUCUUGGGGAAACAGGCAUGCAACAUUCAGUCCCUUCCCGCGAGAUGUAGCUUAGAGCAGAUAAAACUUGUGUUUUUGUAUAGCUUAGCCUUCUUCAAGUAGUAAGUUCAGCUUUCUCCUCAGUGACCUACAAGAAACACUGGAUGGCUCAAAAUGCUGAUAGGACAGGCAGCUGGCACAAGCAUCUAAGAAAUCUUCAGGAUAUAUUUGUAUAGUUGGUUCUCCUUCUCUAUUCUCUUACACUAGCCUAGCAAAUUUUCUUCAGGGAUGCAUCUGCAAAUAAACUCGGAAGAUAAAGUUGGUCUUCACAGUGUUUCUGCACUGUGGCACUGCAGAGAUAGCUGUUCCUGAAAGUAUGAGAAGUGCAACUGGAGUUCUCUCUGUAUGAGCACAGUAGGGAUGUUCUGAGCGCUGAAGGCCAGUGCUAACUCAGCGCUCUCAGCCAUGCUAACCACAGUCUAACAAACUGUUGGCAUUUCCAAAGGGAGAGAGCUCAGAGUCUCUGCUUAGAAGCAUGGUGUGACACAGCACAGCUUGGCUGGUUUUAUGUGUCAUUUUUGUGAUCUACUGAUUUUAGGAAGCUUUCUUGCUGCACUUCUGCGUCCCCAGACCAUGGGUACCACGUCAGUAUUUCCGCAGGCAGUUUUUGUACUGUUCUGUAACUUUUGUACUCUCGGUAGCUCAUUGCAAGGCUGGUCCUUGCAUCCUUGCAGCAAUAUGCUGGAGCCCGCACAAGCAUCUCUGCAUCUUCCUCCCUCCCUGUCCAACAUGCAGUGUGCUAGCAUUGCCCAGGGAGUCAGUGUUCAGGCAGCCUGAUACUGAUGUUGUCUGGCUGUAGAGAAGCCUUCUGAAGCAUACAGGGAGGGGAUGUGUCAGCAGACUGCAACAGAGUGGGUUCGCAGAACUUUGCCAGAUGUGUUUGGCUACCUUGUCUCUUUCUAGAACAAAAUUAGAUACCAGCUAGCUUAAUGUUGUGGCUAAUGGAAAAAUUAGUUUGCUGAAUUAUCCACCAGAUCUGUAUCUCUACGAGAAACAGAAAAGCAGCAGAGGUUUACUUACUGUACAAUAUACCUUCUGAUGUGAGUUAGUAGUGGCAUGCUGCCUCCCGGAUUUCCCUCAGCAAAGAGCAUACUAAGGUGACUCAUGGACUGUCCAGGACAGACAGUGAUGUCUCAUGUGUUAAUUAUGGAAAGGAAAGAUAUUAGUGCAGAAAGUAAUGUAGAGUGUGAACUUAGUGAUCAAGUGUGGACAGACCUAGCGGAUGUCUUCCUGUGGGAGUGUUUCAUAGCUGUAGUUUGUAGAAAUAAGCUUUGUCAGACUUUUCUCCUUUGACUGUCACUGUGGUUAUCCUGAUGUUUGUAUGAGAGGAUCCCCUGGGAGCCUCCUAUGUAGUAGGACAUUGUUGGUAGUCUGGAGCCUUGGGUUUUUUGGCGUGCUCACCUGGUGGCACCUGGCAGGGCUGCGGCUCUCCUUACCCCUUUCCCAAAAGAGCGGCACAAACAGCUGCAUAAAAUAGAGCCUGCAGCACUUGCUUACCGGUGUCUUUAAAAGAGGGAAAAGAUGACGGCCCUGCUGUGCUCACCCCACAGCAAAGCAGUGAUGCUGGCAGAGCGAGGGUCCAGCGAUGGAGUCACAGCCCCACAGCUGCUGUGCCCCACUGCCCUCCUCCCACAGCCUGUCUGCAGUGAGCAUUAACUCAGCCCCAGCCUUGGCCAGCGAAGAUCCCGGCGCCAGGGCAGCCACGCGGGGUCGGUGUUUGCUGUUCUGAGCCAUAAAGCCAGCGUGCUGCAGGUAGGGAGGGUGCUGCCUGCUAAAGAAAGGCUCGGUGAGGUGCUGCUCACUUCGUUCAGUACAGAGAACCCAAACAGUUUGGAUAUUUUGGUCAGUUAUUGUGAAAUUGUUUCCAAACAGCAACAGUUUUAAAUGCCAUCAUACAAAUGGAGGAGAUAAACCUUUUAUGCAGUUGGAAAGUGUUGUUUUGAGAUGCUAUGCAUUUUGUUGGGUUAUUGAAAACAAAUUUACUGUGCAUUAAUCUAAUGAAUGUUACUACCUUUUAUAUUUAUUUUAGAUGACUCUCCUGUAUUUUACAAAGGGAAGUUUCAUUGUGUGAUAACAGUCUGUACUCUUAAUAUAAUUUGUUAAAUAAAACCCGUUUUAAUUGGUUUA
Messenger RNA from Gallus gallus (chicken), 8574 nucleotides. RefSeq names its product multivesicular body subunit 12B (gene MVB12B). Lineage: Eukaryota; Metazoa; Chordata; Aves; Galliformes; Phasianidae. Gene Ontology annotation, cellular component: late endosome; ESCRT I complex. The transcript has 11 exons. The record is from RefSeq and is a predicted model, not a curated record. Gene Ontology annotation, biological process: virus maturation; regulation of epidermal growth factor receptor signaling pathway; viral budding. Bases 3420 to 4286 code for a protein of 288 amino acids.